AAAUGGCAUCAACUCAUCCUCCUUCCUCACUCAGUCCCAACACAAUAAUCUUCUCACUCAGCUCAAAGAAUACAGAGAUCCUAUUUCGCUUCUACUUCCCAACCUUAUAAUUCAAUGAAGGGCUUGCUGUUUGCUAUCCUCACUUGUUCUUUUUGGAUCAUUGCCCAGGCUGGCAAUUUUUACCAGGACUUCGACACCACUUGGGGUGAUGGUCGAGCAAAGAUCCUGGAUAAUGGCCAGCGUCUGACUUUGACACUCGACAAAACUUCAGGAUCUGGCUUUCAGUCCAAGAAUGAGUACCUCUUCGGUAAACUUGACAUGCAGAUCAAGCUAGUUCCUGGCAAUUCUGCAGGCACUGUCACGGCCUACUAUUUAUCUUCGCAAGGACCAACACAUGAUGAAAUCGACUUCGAGUUCCUAGGAAAUCUCAGUGGAGACCCAUACACUCUUCAUACCAAUGUCUUCACGCAAGGGAAGGGCAACAGAGAGAUGCAGUUCAAGCUGUGGUUUGAUCCAACUAAGGACUUCCACACCUACUCCAUCCUGUGGAACCCAAGACACGUCAUCUUCAUGGUCGAUGGCACGCCGAUCAGAGACUUUAAAAACCUGGAAUCCAGAGGUAUUGCAUUUCCUAAGAACCAGCCCAUGAAGAUCUACUCUAGCCUUUGGAAUGCUGAUGAUUGGGCCACCAGAGGCGGCGCCAUCAAGACCGAUUGGUCCAACGCACCGUUCCUGGCAUCAUACAAAAACUUCAACGCCGACGCUUGCGUUCCAGCUUCUAAUGCCCCUAACUGUGCUCUGAAUGCAGCUACAAGCAAGAAUGGAUGGUUGAAUCAAGAACUGGAUUCUACUGGCCAAGAAAGGAUGAAAUGGGUGCAGCAGAACUACAUGAUCUACAACUACUGCACUGAUCUCAAGAGGUUCCCUCAGAGUCUGCCUCCGGAGUGCUCUGUUGCCUGAAACAGAGAAAGAGAAGAAUCAGUAUCAUUAUUUUAUUCAUUUUGUUGAUAUGCGCAGUAGAGGAAAUUAUUGUGAUCUCCUUUCGUGUCAGUAAGAUAUGUUACCAUAAAUUCAGAAAUGAAAGCUAUUACUUUCUCAUC
This is a messenger RNA of Zingiber officinale, 1100 nucleotides long. RefSeq names its product probable xyloglucan endotransglucosylase/hydrolase protein 23. Gene Ontology annotation, molecular function: xyloglucan:xyloglucosyl transferase activity; hydrolase activity, hydrolyzing O-glycosyl compounds. Gene Ontology annotation, biological process: xyloglucan metabolic process; cell wall biogenesis. The record is from RefSeq and is a predicted model, not a curated record. Bases 115 to 960 code for a protein of 281 amino acids. Gene Ontology annotation, cellular component: apoplast; cell wall. The transcript has 3 exons. Lineage: Eukaryota; Viridiplantae; Streptophyta; Magnoliopsida; Zingiberales; Zingiberaceae.